UUACCUUUUCAUAUUUGAAGAGUAUGGCAUCCAUAAAUAUCACGCUAUCUUUCGUUUUCUUUCUCACAAUUUUUACAUAUUCAAAUGCAAGACUAGGAUAUCUCAAGGAGACCAAACGAACGGUCUUCGUCUAUGGCAAUUCCAACGACCAAAACACGACCACGAUGGAGCUACCGAAUAGGGAUGGUAAUUGGAAUGAUACCGUGACGAAGCUGAAAACGAAGGACGACGAGCCGGAAGGGAAGGACGACGAGCCUUUCGAGUGGGUCAUUGAGCCGGAUGGCAAAAGGCGUCGCGUCCGGCCCAACCGGAAGGACAAGCCCGACGAGCCGGAAGGGAAGGACGACGAGCCUUUCGAGUGGGUCGUUGAGCCGGAUGGGAAAAGGCGUCGCGUCCGGCCCAACCAGAAGGACAAGCCCGACGAGCCGGCAGGGAAGGAUGACGAGCCUUUCGAGUGGGUCGUUGAGCCGGAUGGGAAAAGGCAUCGCGUCCAGCCCAACCGGAAGGACAAGCCCGACCAGCCGGAAGGGAAGGAUGACGAGCCUUUCGAGUGGGUCGUUGAGCCGGAUGGGAAAAGGCGUCGCGUCCGGCCCAACCGGAAGGACAAGCCCGACGAGCCGGAAGGGAAGGGGAAGGACAAGCUGAAAGGGAAGGACGACGACACGAAGGUUGGGCCAGAUGGGAAAAGGCGUCCCCGCCAGCCCAACAGGAAGGACGAGCCGGAAGGGAAGGACGAGCCCGGCCAGCCCGACGUGCCGGACGAGCCCAAUGGGAAAGACGAUGAGCCGAAAGGGAAGGACCAGCUGAAAGACUAAACAUGAAUCGGCAUCGCCUACUCCACUAGAUGCCAUAUUGUAUCACUUCGUCAUCUCUAAAACUGUGUGAAAUUAUUUUUUCUUGAUUUAGUUUAUGUGAUGCGUGUAAUCGAGUCAGACAUGAGUAUAAGUUCCAAUUCAGGUUUUC
Salvia hispanica is the source of this 963-nucleotide messenger RNA. Lineage: Eukaryota; Viridiplantae; Streptophyta; Magnoliopsida; Lamiales; Lamiaceae. The record is from RefSeq and is a predicted model, not a curated record.